AUGUGAUAUUUUCUCAUCGCUCACUCGACUUGGUACGAGCAACGAAAAUCGAUCGGUCCCAUCGGGUCAGCAAAAGCGCGAUUUAAAGGUAAAAAUCGACCAGAUCCAACCAGCAGAAGUCUACAAUGGGUGCAUCCGCGCUACCGAUCAUCAUAUUCUCCGCCAUUUUCGGUGUGAUUGGCAUUGUGCUGCCUAUCGUCGCUCCGAAGGGCCCGAACCGUGGAAUUGUGCAGUGUGUCCUGAUACUAACAGCGGCUACCUGCUGGUUGUUCUGGCUGUGCUGCUAUAUGGCACAGAUGAAUCCGCUGAUUGGCCCGAAACUGCACCAAAACACGAUCUUGAUCAUGGCCCGCGAAUGGGGAAACGCCUUGCCGGAUAUGGAUGGGUACACCCCAGAGGAGCAUUCGACAUAAAUCAUUCGCGGAAAGUGUUUCACUUACAUAAACCCGCAGAACACAUUCCCAUCUACAUCGCAGCGAGUUUGUUCUUACAAUGCCACCAACUAUCCCGGCAGUACUGCUCAUAAUUUCAACCAGAAAACCCACACUAUUGGAUGCCAUCAACACUAGACCAGCCCCUCAGAUGCAUUGAAUGUUCUGUUCUGAAGGUCAUGCGGUUCCAGCGUGAUACAGUAUUUGUAUUUCCAUUUGGGGCACUAAAUCCCUUUCGUCGAUCGAAAAUCGCUGUUGGUUGCGUUUUGUUUUUCUGCUGUUAUUGUUUACCCAAGAUGUGUUAUUUUACAAAAUAAAAUAGCCAACACACCAACAGUGUAA
Molecule: messenger RNA, 773 nt
Organism: Anopheles coustani
Lineage: Eukaryota; Metazoa; Arthropoda; Insecta; Diptera; Culicidae
Product: V-type proton ATPase subunit e 2-like
Exons: 3
Coding region: 126-413 (95 amino acids)
Biological process (GO): proton transmembrane transport
Cellular component (GO): plasma membrane proton-transporting V-type ATPase complex; proton-transporting V-type ATPase, V0 domain
Molecular function (GO): proton-transporting ATPase activity, rotational mechanism
Source: RefSeq, a predicted model, not a curated record